AUGGAUUCAACAAUUGCCCCCAAGCCACGGCCGCGACCCGCUCACACACAAGGAACUACUCGGUGUGCGUAUACUCCCGAUGGCAAUCGCCUCGUUACAGUUGGCUCGAAUAAUACAAUCCGUCUUUACAAGACAGGUUCCGAUGGAGAACCGAUCAAUAUCGAUGAUUGCCAGGAACAAAACAUGACAGUUGCUGCGGGAGACCAGUUCUUCGUUGUUGGAUCUGAAGACGGCACCGUCAGCUUAUACUCCCUCGAAACAAACAUCUUUGAGCGCUUCCUCACUCGAACAACGCUACCAAUUCGCGAUGUCGCUCUGACAGCUGAUAACCAAUGGUGUGCUGUCGCAAGUGAUGAGUUGAGCGUCAAGAUUGUCAACACCAAAGAUAUUUCACAAGUCAAGCAUCUGCGGGAACAUGCACGCGCUGUGCGAAACGUUAGCUUCGACCCUCAAGGGCGAUUGGUUGCGCUUUCUGGCACCGAUGGCAUCGUUUACGUCUAUUCUCUCACCGCCGAGGAGCCAGAGCUGAUUCGAAAGGUGGAAGGUGUCAUCGGUGUCGUGGAUGCAGAGAGCGAGAAGUCGACACGUGUGGCAUGGCACCCAGAUGGCAGGGCAUUCGCCGUACCGACUCCUAUGCGAGACAUCCAAAUCAUAUCCAAAAACGAUUGGGAAAAGCAACGAACCUUUGCCAAUGGCCACUUGUCUGACAUCACCGCCUUGGCUUGGUCGCCCAAUGGCGCAAUGCUAGCAUCGGCAAGCAAGGAUAACAAGGUGUUGAUCUGGGAGACGAGGACGCAGUCCGUCGUUGCCAGAUACGACUACUCUAAUGUCAUCGACCUAGCUUGGCACCCUACUAAGAACAUCAUCUCAUUCACAACAACUGACGGCGAGGUCUAUAUCUACCCCGAUUUCCUCACAGAUCAGUUCUCGACCUUACUCAAGCUCAACACACAACCAGCACCCUUCAUCCACGACCCCCUUGCUGAGAUUUCUGCGAACCGAAGACCGCCUCCUCAGAACGGGCAGAAACAACAUGGUCUGCCCACAAGACCAAGACGGGACUCCUUGGGAAGUCUUGACUCAUUCCUUGAAGGUGGUGAGGGAUACGGCGAUGACGACUUUGUUGAGGACGACGAUGGUGCUGGAUAUACUGCAGGCCUAGGCCAGAAACGAGGUCGGGACGAUGACGAUGGUCUUGGCUUUGCGAACAAGCGCCGUCAUCUGCUGGAGCCGCAAUACCACGAAUCUUUCCAGCCAGGCGCAACUCCCUGGCGAGGGAACCGCAAAUAUCUCUGCCUUAACUUAAUUGGCUUUGUUUGGACAGUCGAUCAGGACGGACACCACACCGUUACCGUCGAGUUUUACGACCACGAAUUUCAUCGAGACUUCCACUUUACAGACACAUUCCUCUACGACAAGGCCUGCUUGACCGAGCACGGCACUCUCUUCUCAUGCCCACCAAAGGAUGAUGCCCCUGCAGUUAUCUUCUACCGUCCACAUGAGACAUGGACACAGCGAUCUGACUGGCGCACCGAACUGCCUCGGGGAGAAGUCGUGACAGCCAUGUCGUUAAGUGAGUCGUUCAUCACCGUUACAACCAGUGCCAACUAUGUGCGAGUUUUUACUCUGUUUGGCAUGCCGUAUCGUGUUUAUCGACCAAAGAGCACGCCAAUGGUGACGUGCGCGAGCUGGAGGGAUUAUGUUAUAACUAUGGGCAAUGGACCCAUGGGCGCAGAUGGCAACACUCGCCUCCUGUACACCAUCGAGAAUGUCAAGAGAGACGAGAUUUGCCAGAACGAGGACACUGUAGCUCUUCCUGAAGGUGCCACACUCAAGAGUGUAUUCUUCUCAGACAACGGUGAUCCUUGUAUUUAUGACUCAACGGGAACUCUCCUUACACUCCUUCACUGGCGGCAGCCAUCAAGAGCAUCAUGGGUGCCUCUUCUGGACACCAAACUGAUGGAUCGCCUGGCGUCAGGACGCAAGAACGAGUCAUACUUUCCCAUUGCAGUGGCUGAUAACAAGUUUCACUGUAUUAUUCUCAAGGGAGGUGACCAGUACCCAUACUUUCCUCGCCCCCUCCUUUCCGAGUUUGACUUUUCCAUUCCCAUAUCAUCCGCCCCUAAGCCAUCGAAGCGUAAAGACAGGGAAGGAUCUGAGGAUCUUGACAUGGGUGACGGAGAUGAUGACAAGGACGAGGACGAGGAUGGAUCAUCAGAGACACGCAAGCUUGAGCAGCAGUUCAUGCUCCACGGUGUCAAGGCUGCUCAACUUCGAGAUCUCGUCGAGGCUACUUCAGGCAGCCACAACCAGCGCUCACAACUUUCACGUCUUGAGCUCGAGAUUGACAAGACCUUGCUGCAGCUCCUGGCGGUCGAGUGUCGUGAAGGCGAAGAGCGAGGUAUGCGUGCGCUUGAGAUGGUGCAGCUCAUGCGGGAUCGCACAGGCCGCAUGAUGGAGGCUGCUAGCAAAGUGGCAGAGCGGUAUGGAAGAACAAUUCUGGGAGACAAGAUUCGCGAAGUUGGAGAAAAGCGAGUCGAAGGGUUGGGAGACGAUGACUUUUGA
Fusarium pseudograminearum CS3096 is the source of this 2565-nucleotide messenger RNA. RefSeq lists its product as uncharacterized. NCBI's taxonomy places the organism in Eukaryota, Fungi, Ascomycota, Sordariomycetes, Hypocreales, Nectriaceae. Gene Ontology annotation, molecular function: chromatin binding; protein binding. Gene Ontology annotation, cellular component: nuclear replication fork. Gene Ontology annotation, biological process: DNA-templated DNA replication; mitotic cell cycle; DNA repair. The transcript has 2 exons. The coding region runs from base 1 to 2565 and encodes 854 amino acids. The record is from RefSeq and is a predicted model, not a curated record.